Molecule: messenger RNA, 1487 nt
Organism: Gopherus flavomarginatus (Mexican gopher tortoise)
Lineage: Eukaryota; Metazoa; Chordata; Testudines; Testudinidae
Exons: 2
Coding region: 49-1290 (413 amino acids)
Source: RefSeq, a predicted model, not a curated record
UAUUUCAAAUUUGAUGACAAUAUAUAUCUCCAGAUCAGUGGCACUGCUAUGGGCACCCGCAUGGCCCCACAAUAUGCCAAUAUCUUCAUGGCCGACCUGGAACAACGCUUCCUCAGCUCUCGUCCACUCACACCCCUUCUCUAUCUACGCUACAUUGAUGACAUCUUCAUCAUCUGGACCCAUGGGAAGGAGACUCUGGAAAAAUUCCACCAUGAUUUCAACAGCUUCCACCCCACCAUCAACCUCAGCCUGGACCAAUCUACACGGGAGGUCCACUUUCUUGACACCACGGUGCAAAUAAGUGAUGGUCACAUUAACACCACCCUAUAUCGAAAACCCACCGACCGCUAUGCCUACCUUCAUGCCUCCAGCUUCCAUCCCGGGCACAUCACACGAUCCAUUGUCUACAGCCAAGCACUGAGGUACAACCGCAUCUGCUCUGACCCCUCAGACAGAGACCAACACCUACAAAAUCUCCACCAAGCAUUCUCAAAACUACAAUACCCGCAAGAGGAAAUAAGGAAACAGAUCAACAGAGCCAGACGUGUACCCAGAAGCCUCCUACUGCAAGACAAACCCAAGAGAGAAACCAACAGGACUCCACUGGCCAUCACAUACAGCCCCCAGCUAAAACCCCUCCAACGCAUCAUCAAGGAUCUACAACCCAUCCUGGACAAUGAUCCCACACUUUCACAGGCCUUGGGUGGCAGGCCAAUCCUUGCCCACAGACAACCUGCCAACCUGAAACAUAUUCUCACCAGUGACUGCACACCACACCAUAAUAACUCUAGCUCAGGAACCAAUCCAUGCAACAAACCUCGAUGCCAACUCUGCCCACAUAUCUACACCAGCGACACCAUCACAGGACCUAACCAGAUCAGCCACACCAUCACUGGUUCAUUCACCUGCACAUCCACCAAUGUAAUAUACGCCAUCAUAUGCCAGCAAUGCCCCUCUGCUAUGUACAUCGGCCAAACUGGACAGUCUCUACGGAAAAGGAUAAAUGGACACAAAUCAGACAUUAGGAAUGGCAAUAUACAAAAACCUGUAGGAGAGCACUUCAACCUCCCUGGCCACACUAUAGCAGACCUUAAGGUGGCCAUCCUGCAGCAAAAAAACUUCAGGACCAGACUUCAAAGAGAAACUGCUGAGCUUCAGUUCAUCUGCAAAUUUGACACCAUCAGCUCAGGAUUGAACAAAGACUGUGAAUGGCUUGCCAAUUACAGAACCAGUUUCUCCUCUCUUGGUUUUCACACCUCAACUGCUAGAACAGGGCCUCAUCCUCCCUGAUUAUCAGCCACACCAUCACUGGUUCAUUCACCUGCACAUCCACCAAUGUAAUAUACGCCAUCAUAUGCCAGCAAUGCCCCUCUGCUAUGUACAUCGGCCAAACUGGACAGUCUCUACGGAAAAGGAUAAAUGGACACAAAUCAGACAUUAGGAAUGGCAAUAUACAAAAACCUGUAGGAGAGCACUUCAACCUCCCU